This is a messenger RNA of Acanthisitta chloris (rifleman), 608 nucleotides long. RefSeq names its product lipid phosphate phosphohydrolase 3-like. Gene Ontology annotation, biological process: phospholipid metabolic process; phospholipid dephosphorylation; canonical Wnt signaling pathway. The record is from RefSeq and is a predicted model, not a curated record. Bases 1 to 231 code for a protein of 76 amino acids. The transcript is spliced from 2 exons. Lineage: Eukaryota; Metazoa; Chordata; Aves; Passeriformes; Acanthisittidae. Gene Ontology annotation, molecular function: phosphatidate phosphatase activity.
AUGAUGGCGUUUUACACCGGCCUGUCCCGUGUGUCAGACCACAAGCAUCACCCGACUGAUGUGCUGGCAGGCUUUGCACAGGGAGCCCUGGUGGCUUACUGCGUGGUGUUUUAUGUCUCAGAUCUCUUCAAGCCCAAGACAAAGACUUGCCUGCCUCCACCGCCCAUCCGGAAGGAGAUCCUUUCACCUGUGGACAUCAUUGAGAGGAAUAACCAUCACAACAUGGUGUAGAACUUCAAGAAAUCCGAGAAAUCGGAUGGGUGUUGUAUUUUAUUUUAAACUUUUUUUUUUUUUUUGCAAAAAAAUGACUGCUGACAGCAACUACCUGCUGCUCUCAAAUCUCAUCAGACAGUAGAAUGUAGGGAGAGACUUUCUUGCCCAACCAGUAAAGUCUUACUCUGUGGUCUUUUCAACUUGCAACAUUUGGAUGAAAGGGGUGGUGGUGGUCAACUAAGGCAAAGGCGACAAUGAGAAAGAAAAAAACCACAAAACACAAAAGCCGAACAAACAAAGAGAGGUGCCGGAGUUCUGGAUGUGCAAUUGGUUUGAGUGUUCAUGUUGUAGUGAACGCCAAAUUGUUCAUAGCCCAAUGAACACUAAGGGGUUUU